This is a messenger RNA of Oncorhynchus tshawytscha (Chinook salmon), 2841 nucleotides long. Its product is annotated as zinc finger and BTB domain-containing protein 22. The transcript is spliced from 5 exons. Gene Ontology annotation, biological process: regulation of transcription by RNA polymerase II. The coding region runs from base 527 to 2515 and encodes 662 amino acids. The record is from RefSeq and is a predicted model, not a curated record. Lineage: Eukaryota; Metazoa; Chordata; Actinopteri; Salmoniformes; Salmonidae. Gene Ontology annotation, molecular function: DNA-binding transcription factor activity, RNA polymerase II-specific; protein binding; RNA polymerase II cis-regulatory region sequence-specific DNA binding.
UACCAGACAAACGUCUGUACACACCUACUCAUUCAAGGAUCUAGGAGACAAUAAAUAACGAGGGGUAGAUGCCUAGAUGAUUUUAGUAGUUCCAUGAGUUAGCCAUGGUUGGUAGCUAUAUGGGCACAGUCACAGACAAGCUCUCACACCCAACACCCAUGAUGGAACUGUCGAGUCGAGUGUGCGUUACCAAACGAGGACGGAGUGAUAGAACAAUGCUGCAUAGAAUGUGCUUUAGCUGAAAUUGCUGGAAUAUUUUGAAGACUCGUUUCGCUUUGAGAACCUUAAAACAUAGGCUCAAUGGAUCAGGGCUGCAUUAGCAUAGUCUCUGGUGCCCCUGCUGGCCCGAUGGUUCAAGUAUGCUUCCCUGGUGUGCGUGCAGCAGUUUUGGACAGCCUAAAUCGACAGCGGGAGGAAGGACGGCUCUGUGACCUCUCCAUCCAGGUGCAGGGACAGGUAUUCAGGGCCCACCGCUGUGUGCUGGCUGCCUCCUCGCCAUACUUUCACGAUCAGAGACCCGUUCCAAAUGGACCUGAGGACAACUAGACCCAUUCCAUAUAGAACUGGACAGAUCCAAGUGAGGGAAGCAGCAGAAAAGUCCAUUUUUAAGGUGUUGCUGAAGAAUGUGACGACAGUGUCUCUGCCCUCUGUCAUGGACCCUGUGGCCUUUGAGAGUGUCCUGAGUUCAGCCUACACUGGCCAACUGAGCAUAGUGCGUGAUGACAUUGUCAACUACGUGACUGUAGCCAGCUUCCUCCAGAUGUGGCAUAUUGUUGACAAGUGUACAGAGAUCCUGAAGAGACCUCGACCCCCAGCAGAAUGCAACCCUGGGGAUGCUGCAGCUGCCACACACCAUGGUGCCUCCUCAAGGCAGCAGUCACCAAGCAGCACUGACUGCCUAUACAUGGAGAGAGAGGGGAAAGGCAAGGAGAGGAGGCCCUAUGGCCAGGAGCAGAAUUCGCUGCCUCCAUUGGCCACGUGGAGGAGGCCCCAGCAGUUCCCCAGGUGGAGCCGCCCCAGGUCCUCACCCCAGCAAGUCAUAUCCAUGCCUGCCCAGCACCUAGCUGACUCACACCUGGACUACCACCCUGCUGGGGAGAGUGACUACUCCAGCUGUGAGGAGGUGUGGAUGUCCAGCCACAGCAAAGCCAGCCCCCUAAGCCAUCAUGAUGGGAGAGGACUGGACCAUAGCCACACCAGGCAUGGGGGGAUUCCUGGUGAGGCGUUGAGACUGAGAGCUAGACUGAGACAGAGGGCAGUGCCACCAAGUGCUGAGAAACUCCAUGGCAGGGAUAGAGGAAGUGGAGGGGGCUUUGGGGAAGAGCCUCAGGAGAAGAGAGGGACUGAAAGAGGGAUUGAAGCAAAUGAAGAAAUGGGGGAAGAGGAGAAGAGGGAUGUGCCUGAGCGGAGAGGAAACUCUGGAGACUUCCACACUAGUGUACACCAAGUUGAAGAGGGAGGACAGCCAGAGGGGAAAAAGAGCUCAGGGGAACUGCAGAAGAAAGAGGAGAGACCGCUGGGGAGAAGCUUAGCCCAGACUUCUCCCCAUGUUGUGGAUCCAGAUGAUGUGAUUCCUGGCCCAUCCUGCCCAGCUCCUACACCCUCAUCCCGGAUGCAGUGGCAGGCCGGUCCCUGGUCUCAGCAAGUAGCUAGGCCGCAAGCUGGAGAGGAAUACUACAGAAGAGAAGACGAUGAAGAAGAUGAGGAGGAAGUGGACUUUGGCCGAUUUGCAGAUGGUGCUUUUGGAAGGGGCACCUAUGAUGAGAUUGAGGAUGGCACCGGGCAAGUUUCUCAGAGACCCUUAGUACCUGACUCUCCUGAUGACAAUGACUUUAACCUGGGGGCCCAAGAGUUGAACUGGCCCUCUGGGGCAGACAUGACCCAUGGUGGUGGUACCCCAACCUCCAGCUGCCACCUGUCCCCAUCCCCUGCUCCAUUCCCCCCUUCCUCCUCACCCCCCAUCCCCUCAUCCUCCUCCCUCUCCCUUGCUGGGGCCCCUUACACGGGCAAAGUGCAUUUCUGCCACUGUGGGAAGGCCUACACCCUGAAGAGCAUGCGUGACCGCCACGUGAAGAUGCAGCACCUCAACCUGCGGCCCUUCGCCUGCCCUGUGUGCACCAAGAGCUUCAAGAUGAAGCACCACCUGACCAAGCACCUGAAGACCCAUGGUGGGCUGCGGCCUUAUGAGUGUGGCCUGUGUGGGAAGAAGGUAAUCUGGAGAGACAGUUUCCUGCGCCACCAGGCCCGCUGUGAGAGACUGGCCGCCAGCUGUGAUGGUGCUGCUGCCAGUAGUAACACCAGAGCGGCUGCCGACAUGGACAAUGGUUAUGCUUAUGGGUUCGGGGAGGGGUUUCUCUCACACGGCGGACAGGUGAAAGUGGAGCAGGCAGACUUUCAGGGGGAGGCAGAGUCUGGGAUGAGUGGGCUGUUAGGAGCUGGGGCUGAGUUAGGCUCUCAGUCAAGGACUCUGGUUAGUCACAACUUUAAGGAGGAAGCCAGCGACAGGUUUAGCUGAAGCGAAAUGAGGUAAACCGGUGGAAUAUAGGGCCCACAGCACUUGAAUUGAGUAAUAGAUUGGUUGAUUAUGCUCAUAAUGGUCCAUGUGUAAUCCAUUAACACUCCGAUCCAUAUUAAUGCACCUGUUUGUGAACAAUUAUUCUACGAGGGACAUUUGUUUAUUAUUUAUUUAAAUGACUAUCCCAUCAUGCUAUUGAUAUCGCAAAAGAGGGCACAAACAUGUGAUGUGAGUCUGUGCACAUUUUGUAUAUUUAAAUGAGCCAAUUUAUCUAAUGAGCUGUCUUGUGAAUGUAUUUGAGUCACAAUAAACUCCGUUUGCACAGA